Messenger RNA from Mycena citricolor, 8655 nucleotides. Lineage: Eukaryota; Fungi; Basidiomycota; Agaricomycetes; Agaricales; Mycenaceae. The record is from the annotation of a GenBank genome assembly.
UGUUGUGCUCGGGAAAGUAGGGGAUGCUGGACGGAGACGUUUGAGCAUGAUGCUCGGGAGCAAAUGUGGAGAAGAACUUGCAGUUGUUUCUAGGAGUCGAAACAUUCGAAACAAUCGCGUUCUGUGCCGCGCUCGUCAAUAUCCCCUCUUCGCCGCGGCCGGACAGCCUUCGAAAUCAAGUUGCUCCAAAUGUCAUGGAACGCUCAGCCGUCAGAAGCGGAGCCUAGCCCUCAAGUUCAGCUUUCUCGGCCGUUCCGAUCCCGCAAGCUAAGGCCAUGUGACGGUUGCCGAAGAUCCAAAAGUCGCUGUGCCAUUCCUCAAGGCGGCCCCCCUUGCUUGGAGUGCCAGCAAAUGGGAAAGCAAUGCACCUUCGAUGAACUUCCUCCAGAACGAAAGAAACCCAAGCCUCCUCCUGCCCCAGCCGUCGCAACAACCUCUCAAGCCACCGUCGACUCUCUGAAACCCGCCAAAUCAGUCAUUGUCAAGCGCCCGCGUAGCCCUGAUGAAGGGGGCUCUGCUGCGCUACAGGCCCUCAGCUAUGCUGCGGCCCAGGAGAAGCGUUUAAGGACAGGAGACUCGGAACACGCUUCGCUAGACCUCUCCAUUGGAAGAUCUCUUGAUCCUCAUGUCAUCACUACACUACUCACAGACGACCUGCUUCCUAUAGGGACACGGCAAGCCGGUCCGGAGGACACACCUCUUUCAGAAACUGCCCACAUUCGACAAAUAUCUUGUGAUCGCUCAAAGCCGCAGUAUAUCAUCUUCGCCAAGAACCGGACAGGGAUCAAUUCAAGUCCGGGAAAGAAGCAGCUGGCCACCUUGAAGUCAUGUCUGUCUUUGCUCGACCCACCGCCCUCGGAAGAAGCCCUGGCAGACAUCUAUCUUGGGCUAUCUAAUCCUGCCUUUCCUUUGGUCUUCAUCCCCCCAGAUGACCAACAGCCGAUCGACAGUUUUCUCUACUCUCGCAUGUGCCUGACAGCGCUCAACCACUGUCGGCAGUACCGUGCGGCCCGAGCCUCGAUCGAGAGUCUCAUGACUUCCAGCGAAGACAUCCCCCGAAAUCUCCCGUCUCGCUUAUCCAGCAUUUCUACUGCUCUGCUGGAACUGUCAGCACGACCAGUCAAUGACGUCGAGGCCAACUAUCUGUUGUUAGCUCGCACCAUUGCUCAAGCUCAAUUGCUCGGGCUUCAUAUCAAUCCUUCAGCAUGGGCCCUGCCUUCUUGGGAAAAGGAGCUUCGACGCACCUUGUGGUGGUCUCUAAGGAUUCAUGAUGCAUGGAUGUCAUUUCUCAACUCCCGGCCGUCGCACAUCCAAGCCGAUAACCAUGCUAUUGCAAUAUCAGACAUACUUGGUCUGAUAUCUGCUUCCAACUCCAUGUACGCUCCAGAUUCCGUUCGAUCUCCGCAGAGUUUUGUUUCGCUUUGCCGACUGUCGCUGCUCUGCUCUCGCCUGCAGACUGAGGUCUGCACCUUGGCUUCCAGUAUGUUAGCACCGUCAGAACGGUUAUCCAGAGUCAAGAUCAUCGAGGAGGAGACGGAGAUGCUGCUGGUCGAGGUUCGUCGCGACGAAACUGGGCGGGUCUCUUCCUCUGGUGUCGCGUCACUCAUGACUUGUAUUCUGGGGUUCCGGUGCAUGCUGCGUCGCAUAUCGAUUGAACUAAGCAUCGGGUUAGGUAGUCCAUUUACACCAGAUCCAGCCACUCUAGAGAUGUAUGCAGAGGCUGUAGACUUUAUCUGUGCUUUGGACAGCCGUGCAUUUGACAGCUUUUGGCUAAACUACGUUGGACACAUAAUUUCUUCACUGACCUCCUCUCUCAUCCGGCUGAGCCUGGCGACGUCCUCUCUACCCUCGGCAUCCAUGCCCGGGCAACGGUCGUCCAACUCAGUCCAGGCCAGCCCUCGAACGAUGCCCCUGAUAAUGCUGUGUCGCCUGCAACGGGCUUUGCAGGCGGCACAUCGGGAUUACAUGUGGGAUCUGGCCAGUCCAGCCCUAACCCGAGCCGAGGCUGUCAUCAACUGUCUUAAAUCAUCCGCCGAGUAUACCAGUGUCGUUUCGGCCCUCGAGGGCACCUACGAGCCAGACGCCGUCGCCAGCAGCGACCACAACUCCACAGCAAGCCAUGAGACAGCAAGCCCCAUGCCCGUGGAUUAUGGCUACCACAUCGAUCUCGGCGCUUUCGGCCUGGAUUGGAGCGGCGCAGAUUCCGGUCUGACUGGCAUGUGGGGCCCUGCCACAGCAGGAGAAGGGCAUAUGCAUAAUAAUAUCCUACCCAUGUAUACAGAUUAAUUGCCGCUAAAAUCAGUAGGAAUAAAUAAACACAUCGAGUUCAUGCAUCCAUGAGCUGCCAAACAGGGCUCUUGACAGAUGACUGACAGUGGCAGGGCGUUGAUGGAAAAUUACCGUGCCACUGAUUGGCAUUUUGUACUGAACCGCGUUUUCGAUGGGAUGGCAUCCCAAGCGGUAUUUUACGACCUCAAGGCUCAGAACGAUCCGCCACGACCCGGAGGACCUUCCAAAAUACAGAUAGCCUGCUCAGCAUGGGACAAUCAGGCCUUGCAUAUGCCGAACAAAGGCGAAGUGAUCGCGGAGUGGAUACUCACAAGACUAUUCAAGGAUCGCGCGCAGAUCAACUCCCAAAAUCCCAUCCUGGAUGCGCGUUACUGGACCCUGUUGUCUCGAAUCCUGGGGCAGGGAUCCACCACGGGAAAUCACUGGCUGCUCCCCGUCCUCAAUCGCGUCGCCGUUGCGCCCAUCUUCAUCACAUUCCUCCACCUGAUCGAAUCUGUGACGGACGACACGCUUCCGCUGCUCGUGAGUGGCGUGAGGCACACUUUCAGCGUGGUCUGGCCAGUCGCCGCGCCAAAAAUUAACGCGGAGACGCUUCUCGAGCUGUACGGGAGAUACAUCGAGUGCUGGAGCGUGGCGGCGUUGAGGAAUGAUGCGGUGCAGGCUAUUGGCGUCUCUGUCAUGUCGGCCAUCCGAGGUUCUGCAAGCAAUUCGUCGAAUAAGAAGAAGCUUUGCACGACAUUCAUUCAAAACUAUCUGAGUCAAUGGAUCCAAGCGGUAUCAGAACCGUCUGCGACGCAGGAGCCCAUAUUCUCCACGGCUGUCGACAUUCUCUUCAGUCUGGAUACGCUCCGACAGCGACAUGACGAAGGAAACGCACUUUUUGUCCAGUUGAAGACUCUCCCGCACCCGGAUGCCGUAUAUGCUGCUCUCCCUCGACUAUUCGCGGCAUUCGUGCAGCGGACGAAGCGGAAUCGCAAUGCCCUGUUUGGCCAGGGUUCGAGUUCCGGCACGCAGCUGUCGUCCGCCGUCUCGCAGCAGAUCAACGCAUCAUGCUUUGCUUUCUUCGAUGCGGCGCGGCAAAUCUUGGAGACGGGGGCACCACCAGCAACGGCUUCGCGAUGGGAGGCUACUAGCGCGUUGUUGGCGGUCGUGCGUGAUGAAAAUCUGUUCACGGGUGAAAGUCAGCAGAGUUUGUUGGCUAUUGUGCCUCUUGUUCUGCAGCAUCUGCAGUCCAGCAGCGUUCAGAAGGGAUCAGCCAGUGCCGUUGAUUGCCUGUCAAAGCUGGUGGAGAUCGAUUUCAGCCUCGUCGAGAGCCAUUUGUCGUCCAUCAUCGCCGAGUUACUCAAUAUCUCAGACCCUUCCCCUCCAAUGUUCGACUUUCUACAGUUGUGCCUCGACUACCACGUGAAGACCAGAACAUUACACGAUCACGUGGAAAUAUUGUUCGCGGGCUUACCCAAACAGCGCGUGACGGAAGCUCCCGAAUCAGAAUACCUGCGCAAAAGCAGGAGCGCCCCUCUCCAUCCGGAAUACCUGUCCUCGUUGGCAGACGCAGUCAGCAAGUUCAUGACCCCCACGCAGAUUCCGCACGUGAUUACAUCGGUCCUGGCCCACGUCCAGUCCUUCCUGUCCGACAAAUUGGCGUUGACGCUGUCCCUUUGCGAAGGGAUCGCGUCUGUCGUCCUGGUCUCGCUGCCGAUACAUACUCUUUCAGAGACAGUGAAAUCAGAGGCGGAGCAAGCACUCGCCGAGUUCCGCACUGAGCUUCUGCCGAAAAGCAUCAGCAAAGCGCUGAAGCAUGCACAAAAGUCCGCGUCUUGGGACUCCCAGGGGACUGCGGCCGCUCUCCUCCGACUGCUGUAUGCGUUGAAAGGGCCACCGGCCCGGAAAAUGCGCGACAUGAUGUUUCGUGCGCUGGACGAGAUGCCAGACAUGUUGCCGGAGCUUCGCCUCGAGAUGCUCCGUGUUUUACUGUCGUGGUCUGCUGGAGAUGGCAGCGAGUCGCCUGUGGCGAGGGCCCUGAAUUAUCUCAAGACGAAUGGCGGGGCUUGGAGCGGAACCCUGCCUCACGUACCGACUGCUCUGACUGAGAACGAAGCAGUCUUGGCUGUGCUUUGGAUGCUUCUGGACAGGUGGCUGUUGCUUGUAGACGCCAUUGGGACAGCUGACGAACUUACGUGUCUAGUGCAAGUGCUGUUUUCCGUUCCUCUGGAUUCUGGCGCCAGCCCCAUCAUUCUCAGCACAUUAACAUCUGCCGAAUUCUGGGAGUUGCCUAACAUAAGGACUUCACUGCUCGCUCACGUAGACCGAUGCACGGCCAGCCAAACAUCCUCAGACAUUGGUGCUGUGUUCCGCAUCCUGGCUGUGAUCCCCGCAGAAUACUUCCCGCGCUCGAUCAGGGUCGAGCUGGUUCGGCGCGCAAUUGUGGCAGACAUGCAAUCUGGCUUGCCUGUCGAGGACAUGUCUCUUUCGCGGCAGUUUGUCUACAACAUGCUUCUAUCGGCAGACCACAAUUUGUCUGAUCCCUUGUAUCUGCGGCACAUCGUGCAACAAAACAUCGCGUCCAGUGCAAAACUCUCCUCGGUCGAUCAGGAAUUGGUAGAUAUCCUGCUUGUGUAUGUUUCCAUUACCAUCCUGGUCUUGUUGGCUUCAUCAUCAUCCCCUCGCAGAUCCUCGUUGAAGUCCUCUGAGGCGGAAACCAGCGAGCACCUGGUGGCUCUCCUCCAAUCAUGCACUCCUUCAACGGGCGAAUACACAUCUGCCUUAUCUCAAGUACUGACCAAAAUCGUGGCCGUGCUGAUCCGGGACUUUUCUGUGGCUAGUCUGCCCAACAUCGUCCAGCAAGCACUGUCGCGCCUGAGGCAGGCCAUGCUUACCACAUGUCGUGCUGACAUCAGCCGUCUUUACACGCGCCCGGAACUCAUGGAUCUUUGGCUGCAGACUGUGCUGCUGGGGAGAUGGCUUGGUCAGAGCGAUGAGCUGAUGAUCGGUGUGAAGCUGUGCGCUGCAGUUGGUGGCCCAGAGUCCGUGGCUGUCGCCUUCACUAUUCUCGUCGAAGAAUACCACGCGACGGCGGACAAGCAGGCCCACCUAGGCGCGGUCCUUGCGGCCUACAUCAAAUUCUUCAGCAAUGAGGACGCCCGCGCACAGUUGGAUGAUCGGCUGGGCCAGCUGAUACCAGUACUGGCCGCUGUUGAUUUCUCUUACUGCCUGGAGCUGGUGUUCGAGUUUCUGGAAACCGCUGAACCUGUCGUGUUACCGUGCUUGGUCCAUCUUGCCGGCUUGAUAUUGGAUAGACAUCCUCCUGGAACACUCAAGCACACUCAAAAGUACCUAUCAGACGCUCUCGCCGUAUUUGCGGAUCGUCCAGAGUUCACGUCAGGGCCGCUCGCCUUGCGUCUUGAAGUGCUGGAAUUCGUCAAGCGACAUUGCUAUGAUCACCCUGCUUCUCUGCGGUCCCAGGAUGUCGGUGAGAUCUGGUUGCUAUUCGCCAAAUUCCUGUGCAAAAGCAAGGAGCGGGAUGCCGAAACGACCGCGCGCAUCUUCCACGAUAUCGUUGGCGCGACGAGCGCUCUCAUCCGCCUCCGGCGGGACCUUGUCCUGGGCUGUUUGCCGAAUCUCACGCUGGUGCUCCAGCGACUGAUUGCCGCCAUGAGGGGGGUCCGGCCCCAGCUCGGGGCGAAACAGACGGCCGCCGUGACGGGCACCCUUCCCCGCUGGAUCACAGCCGGCUCCCCGCUCGGAACCGAGGAAGCGAAGGCGCUCUCCCGUCUGCUCGAAGGGCUGAUCACGAAAACGACUAUCCGGGCGAAUUCGUCGCACGCGGAGGCGCAGCAGGCCGAGUCUCUGGCCCGUCCGUUUUCGAAGCAUGCCGCGUAUGUGAUACAGACGUACGUGCACGCGAUGAACGACCCGCUGUGCAUUCUGCCCACGGAUGUGCGCCGGGAACUGCGCCCGGGGCUGUAUGCGCUCUGCAGCAUGAUCAACGAGCACAGCCGUGACGCCGUGACUGUGUCUGCGUUCGAUGCGGGCGGCAAAGCGAUCAUGAAAACGCUCUGGGCCGAGUACGAGAAACAGCGGUACAUCGGCAAGGGAUAGUUUCUAUUCUACUUGUCUAUGCAAUGUCUACUCCGCCUUGUCUUUCGGCACUCGGCGAACGUAGACGUCCUGGUGAAAGUCGUGCUCUUGAGACGUGCCCUUCCUGACGAAGCCUGCUGCAGCCUUUUCUGAGGCAAGUUCCUUCACCACGGACAAAAAGUCCUGGACCGCAGAUUCGGAGGUCUGGAUGUGCACCACCAGCCGAGAACCGCCGAGGACCAGGGGCUCAGGGAGCUGGCUCGCCCUUUCUGCGAUCUCAUCGUAGGUGACACCGACAGUGGAUGCGUCGUAGAAGAUCUGCAGUUUGACGGUCAACGGCAGAAGCUGGGAGGAGGGCGGGGACUGUUACCAUGCACGUCUCUGCGCGGCUAGUAAUCCCACACCGAUCUCCUCGAGCCCAGCUUCAAGCCUGCGAGUGAGCUCGUGCACCUUGGGAAGCAAAGGGAAGUUGUGAGUCAGCGCGUAGGCUGCGGAUGCCGCGAGGACACCGGUCUGGCGCAUGCCUCCGCCAAACAGCUUGCGGAACCACCGCGCCUUGGCGAUGAACGUCUUGGAUCCGACGAGGCAGGACCCCACCGGCGCGCCUGCACGUGACAGUCAGUGACCCACAGAGGGAUCGCACAGCUCCUUCAUUGAGGUUUGGGUCUCCGCUGCCACAUGCCACAGCCGGGCGCCGUCCAGGUGCAUCUUCUUACCCUCCGAGUGGACGUACUCUGAAAUGGCGAUGAUCUCUGCCUGCGGAAGGAUCGUCCCGUUCAGUGUGUUUUCCAGCGAGACAACCUCGGUGGGAGCACUACCGGCAGUCAAUCAGCAACUCCAUUUCAAAGGAAGCAAUGGAUUCGACCGACAAAUGGACGUCGCUUCCGAGAAUCAUGUUCUUCUUGACGUCCUCGAGGGUGAGGUGAUGCCCUGGUGACGCUGAGAGUUCGGAUCCAGAGCCCCGGACAAAGCGACUGAACUGACCGUUGGCCGGAAACACGGGCGUGACAGCAGCCCCGGAGUGGAAUCCGCAGCCGCCCGCCUCGUAUCUGAAGAUGUGCGCCCUGUUGUCGCACAUAAUCGUGUACGGCGGCUGGGUGAGAUGAGUCCGCAGCGCGAUCUGGUUCGACGCAGUGCCAGACGCGACGAACAUCGCGGCCUCCUUGCCCGUGAUCUUGGCCAUGUGUUCCUCCAGCUUUUUCGUAGAAGGUUCUAGGCAUGUCAUCGUUGGUAUGCAGCAGCGGGUCGCGGCUCAAGUCGCCCACCAGCGUAGACGUCGUCCCCCAGCGUCGCGAGAGUCGCGUACUGAUACAUCUCCUGGGUGGGAACUUGCGCAGACAGGGAGUGUCAUCGGCGUGUCGUUCAGAAGACAGGCCACAUAGAAGAAUACCUGUUAUGGUGUCGGCUGGACCAACGCCACAGGUUGGUUAUCACGUCCGAGAUCGAUAGAAACGGCGGAUAGACAUACAUAUGAACGUGCGGGCUAUCUCCUUCCGUUUGGCAGCAUUGUCGUCAAUGUGCGUCGGGGCGAGGAUGUCGAACUUGAUUUCCUCAGCUAUGGUCGAAAAGGCGGUCAUCCUGGUAGUCAAGAGAAGAAACUGGAAUGUCAAUUUCGAUCGCGAGAGUCUGACUCCGAUUCGAGAGCUCAGUGCAAACAUUGGUCCGGCCGAGGAGAUGGGUUUGAUCGAUCACAUCGAUCAUUCUUCUUUGUACCUUUCCCAUUGAAGGCCGGGCUGUCUUGUUGCAGCGAUCCUCACAAUAAGCACACCGCUAUGGAGUAAUAUCGGAUGCGCUCUCGCAACUUCACGCCCAUUCAGAUAGUGGACGCCAGAAAAGCCUCAAGCUAAAGUUAGCCAGGCACCCGGAUCAAUCAUCCCGUGGUCCGUAUCGGUGAUUGCCGAGCUUUCAAGAUUUUUCGCGGAUGUCUGCAAUCAGUGGUUGUCAUCCUUACUUUCUACUUGACUCUCGAUGGGCAACGGUGCAAAGGCUGCUCAAAAGCGGGAGCGCAAUGCCGACAAGGCCAAGGCUGGAAGCAAGAGUCAGGCCAAGUCCAACGAGGCGGCUAAAUCUAUCGUGUGCGUUACCUGCAGACAAACUUUCCUGGUGACCACCCGAGGACCCGCCCUCGAGGAACAUGCGCAGAACAAGCAUUCCAAGACACUGGCCGACUGCUUCCCGACAUACUCUGCAUGAUCAUCGUCCCACUUACUUUUCACUCCUCACGCUCCUGGGCAUUAUCAACCAUCUGUUGUAUCUCAUAUUAGACGAAUUCUAUGGUGUUUAGACCGC